AUGUUCUUCCACCUUAGGACUGGUGUCGUGGGACUCAAGUCCUACCUCUUCUCCAUCCAUGUUCGCGACAUCGUCGACGACCUCUGCCCGUGCAAGCAGGGCAAGCACACCGUCGAGCAUGUCUUCAUCCACUGUCCUGCUUUGUUGGCUGAGCGGACACGGCUCUAUCAGCAAGUCGGUCACCAUGAUUUGAAGAAGUUGCUGACGCGUGAUUCCAAGGCUGCUGCCGCGUGGGCUAUCCGCUACCUAUCCAUUGAACAAUUUGGCUUGACUGGGCGGCAAACACCCGACAAAAUCUUCCAAAAGAGAGAUGGAGCGUGA
Messenger RNA from Colletotrichum tamarilloi, 321 nucleotides. RefSeq lists its product as uncharacterized. NCBI's taxonomy places the organism in Eukaryota, Fungi, Ascomycota, Sordariomycetes, Glomerellales, Glomerellaceae. Bases 1 to 321 code for a protein of 106 amino acids. The transcript is spliced from 2 exons. The record is from RefSeq and is a predicted model, not a curated record.